This is a messenger RNA of Penicillium cataractarum, 1983 nucleotides long. RefSeq lists its product as uncharacterized. The transcript has a single exon. NCBI's taxonomy places the organism in Eukaryota, Fungi, Ascomycota, Eurotiomycetes, Eurotiales, Aspergillaceae. The record is from RefSeq and is a predicted model, not a curated record. The coding region runs from base 1 to 1983 and encodes 660 amino acids.
AUGGCGUACUACGACGAUCGUCGCCACUAUGCGCCCCGCGACCGUGGCCGUCCAUCCACCGGUUAUGCUGCAGAUUACUACGAUGAUCAUCCACGGGGUCUUACUGCAAGACACGAGCGAGAAGUCUACUCCUCUCGAGGAGGUGAGGACUCGGUCGAGGAAAUCCAGCGCGAUUAUCCCCCGGGCUCUGAUUACGUCUAUGAGCGCGGCUACGACUCUCGUCGCUCGCGACGUCCGGUCUAUGAGAAUGUGCGCCGCGCUUCCUCAGUCAGUGGCUACGAUCCGCACUACGAAAAUGGUUACUACCGAUCCCGUACCCGGAGAAGCAGACAAUAUGAUGAUCGCCGUAAGUGGUCUCCCUCCCUAACCGCGACCCUCGUGUCCAAUGCGGUGCGCCUCCUAGCUGUGAUACUAAGUGAUCCCCCAGGCCCCCGUCGCUCCAAAUACUCUUCAGCUUCUUCAUCCAGCCCUUCUCCAUCCCGUCAUAGCCGCCGCAAGUCUUUCGGCGAAACUGCCCUCGGCGCUCUCGGCCUAGGCUCCGUUGCUUCCAGACACUCAGACCGCACCGAUCGCGGUCGUGCUCGGUCUUCUUCGCGGCGCCGUGGUCGUGGCUACUCGUCAUCUCGAUCUCGCAGCCGCAGCCGUAGCCGCAGUCGUGACCGUGACCGCAACCAUCGUCAACGCAGUGAGCAGCGUCUUGCUCAAGCUGCACGCGCCGCUUUGACUGCCGGUGCCGUGGAAGCCUUCAAGUCUCGCAAGGACCCCGGCGACUGGACUGGUGCCAAGGGCAAGCGUAUCCUCACGGCAGCUGUCACUGCGGCCGGUGCCGAUGGCCUCAUCGACAAAGACCCCAAGAAGCACUCUGGGCGCCACGUCGUGGAAUCUACGCUCGCGGGUUUAGCCGCUAGCCAUUUUGUCCGCGGUGGCAGUUCCUCCAAGGGACGUGAUGGCCGUGGUCGUUCUAGCAGUGGUCUUAAAGACCUCGCCGCUACCGGUGCCCUUGCAGCUGCAGGCAAAGAGAUCUAUAACCGCAUUUCCCGCUCGCGCUCUCGACCUCGCGGCCGAGAUGAGCGGGACCGUGACAGCGACGAUGAUCGACGUGGAUCGAAGAAGCGCAGCAAGAGCGUCUCGGAGUACAUUACCAAGGGCAUAGCCGCACUCGGCAUUGGAGAAGCAGCAUCUGACCGCGGUCGAGACGACCGUGGCCGGGAUCGAGAUGAUCGAUACGAUCGUCGUCGGGAGCGGCGUCAUCACCGGGACAGAGACUCACGAUACGACUCGUAUUCAGAUUCAGAUGCAGAGAGCGACUACCGCAGCAGCAGGGAUCACAGGCAUGGCAGAGGCUCGAGAGAUGUAGGUCGAAAUCGUUCUGUGAACGGCAGCACAGCAACCCCCCUAGCACCCACCAGCGCACCCCGUGGCGAGAAGGGAGUGGGAUCUACCAAUCGGGGAUCCCACUCUAGCUCCGAAAGUGAUUCUGACUUGGGCGACAGUAACGAUGAAAAGGAGAAACGCAAGAAGAUGAAGCGGGAGAUGUUAUUGACCUCCGGUCUGGCCACCGUGGCCACCAUCCACGCUGCCCAUGGAGUCUACGGCGGGAUUCAGAAGCGCAAGGAACGCAUGCAACAGGUGAAAGAUGGCGAGAUUACCCAGGAAGAGGCGCGCAAGCGUCGGAUCAAGGCGAAUACGAUGGAUGCUUUUAGCGUCGGGCUUGCGGCGCUGGGUAUCAAGGGUGCGUAUUCGGAGUGGAAGGAGGUUAAUGAGAAACGCAAGGAAACGAAACAUUUCCAGGAUGAAUGUGCGCAGCGUGCUAUUAAGCGGGAGAUGCGUCGCUGUCGCAGUCAGGGUUCCACUCCUAGUAGUCGUCGUCGAUGGCCCGAUGAGAUUGAAUACCCGAAUGAUUCUUCUCAUUAUGGUCAUAGCAGUGGCUUUUCUUAUCAUGAUGGAAACCCAAAGAGUGCGGCACCGGCGAUCUCUUAUUAG